ACAGAUUGCACUCAUCCAAGAUGGCGUCGUUUUCAGAAAGUGACGCGAAAACCGAAAGACUUAUCGCCGAUACAAGUGAGGGAGAAACAGCACUUGCAGCAGCACAGGAUUAUCAACCUGUGGACGUUCCAAUUCAACAAACAGAACAGUCCAAGGAUGACAAUACUACCCAGAAACAAUCAACAUCAAAAGAAUCGGAAAUUGAACCAGCUACUGAAAAGAAGUCUAUAGCUGAUUCAAGUCAAAUGAAAGGAAGUACCCCUGUGGCAAUUCUUGGCAACAUUGUGGACUACCCAAUCACUCCUGAAAGCUCAGAAGAUGACCAAUUGGAGGUAGAUUCGGUUAGUCUGGUAAACAAGGAGAAAGAAACAGAAGCACAGGCACAAAAUGAAGAAAAUACAUGUGAAGACACUAAACCUGACAGUGUCGAAGGACAACAAUCUAAAGAGGAGUCUGUAGAACAUAGUGUUGAACCAAACCAAGAAACGUCAGUUGCUGAUAAAGUGUCUGAGAGUAUAGAAACAACAGAAACUAGUGAGGAAGUUUCAGCAGGUGAUACUGUGAGUAAAUAUGUUAAUUCUGAUAGUGACAGUCAUGAGGCAGAGCCUGCAAAAGAUGAUAAAUCAGGCUCUAAAGAUGAUUCAGAGAAAGUUUCCGAGAGUACAGAACAAACACCAAGUUGUGAGAAAGAGGAGGAAAAAGAAUCUGAAAUGAAGGCUUCAAGUGUACAUGGUGACAAUGAAGUUGAUGAUCUUGAAGAAGUUUUACUGGUUGAGGAGCCAGUGGAAAGACGGAAAGCUGGACCAGAGCUGGAAACUGAAACAGCAGUAGACGAUGCAGAGACAGCUUCUCAAGGUAGUGCAGAGUUUCAACCCCAAAUAGAUGAGAAAACUGAAUCAGAAGUAAUGGAUGACAGCAAGAAUGAGGUGUCUUUAGUUCCCGAAAGUGAAGGUAAAUCUGACAUCGACAAAGAAACUCUUCUGGACACCAAGCCUGAGUGUAUGGAUGUGGAUGGUGAUGAAUCCAACCAGGAUGUAACCAUGGAAACAGAAGCUGUGGCAGCUCCAGCAGCAGGAACUGAUGCAGAGGAUGGAGACUCUCUGUUACCUGACACAGAUGGGGAGGUAAAGAGACCAGUGUCAAAGCCAAGUAGCUUUCCUAUUACUGAAGCCUUCCUGGACGAAAACAGUCUCAGUCUUGACUGUGUGUUGGCCAUCAGUAGCACGGUGCCUGAGGGGGAGACUUCUGUGGACAUUUCACUGGGGGGGAGCAUCAAUGCAUACAGUAAGGAUAGUAAGGACUGUCCCACCCCGGCCAAGAGAUCACGCCCAGGCAGUGUGAUGAGUGGGGUAGAGCCAGAUCCAGACUUGGAUGAUGAUGGCAACUUCCCAGCUGAGAGCUUGUUUGAGUACCAAUGGCCGUUGGACGGUGGAGAGUGGUAUAUGCUCCAGGAACAGAUCAGUGAAUACCUCCAGAUCAAGUCUUUCAAGAGGAAAUAUCCAGACCUGUAUCGCCGAACAUGUGACAAGAAUGAGAAAGACUUUCUGCGAGAGCGGGGUGUAGUGAGUGAAACACAGUCUGACUUGGGUUUGACAGCUCUGAGGAGUGAGGAAGUGUAUGACUUAAUGCACAAAGAUUAUUCUGAGAAGUACCGAGAGUAUGCCCAUGUUCUGCAUGAGAAGGAGAGACAGACUAUCAACAACAAGCACAAAGAGUAUGAAGUGCCAAAACUAGACAAGGGCAAGAUGGGAGCGUACAUCAAGAAGGCAGUGAAGGCCGCAGCUGACUUCAAUGCUCAGUUCCAGCGGGAGAGGCGGGAGGAGAGGAGAGCAUACUUCGAUCUGCAGACUUUUAUGGUGCACUAUCCAGCUGGCAGAUACAAGAAGCUGCCUCCCGAGGCCACCAAGCCCGACGCAUACCCUGUUCCUCUCAUCCCUGGACAGUUCCAGGACUACUACUGCAAAUACACAGCUGAUGAGCUCCGCUACUUACCAAUAAAUACAGCUAAGUUCGACCCUCCCAAGAAAGUGUCCAAUACCCUGGUGAAGCCGUCAAGUGACCCUGACUCGUCCGAGGUGGAGGACAGUACUGAGGAUAAAGUAGGGUCGGCCUCGGAAGCGGACAGUGACGGCGAUGCCAGCAGUGACUCGGAUGGGAGUGAGUCAGAAGCUGAAGAGACCAAGGAGGAACCGCUGGCUGAGCCGCUUCCUGAGGAGAAGUGUCGUAUCUGCAACAGCACGGACCCCCCACCGCCGGAGAAGAAGGUCCCUCGGAGGAAGAAGGUGAAACAGGAGAAGUUGGCAGCUGACGACCAAGAGAUGAUCAAGUGUUCCGAGUGUGGGACUGUUGGACACCCGAGCUGCCUUGACUUGACCAAUGCUAUGGUGUCGGUGAUCCGAACCUACCCCUGGCAGUGCAUGGAGUGUAAGACCUGUGUGGAGUGUAUGGACCCCUAUGAUGAGGAUAAGAUGAUGUUCUGCGACCGAUGUGACCGAGGCUACCACACGUUCUGUGUGGGCCUGAGAUCUAUACCCACUGGCAGAUGGGAGUGCCGGAGCUGCAAGGGAACAGACACACCACGAUCGAGAAAGAGGACGACCACAGCGAAAUGACCAUUUCUUUUGCUCAGCUUUUUACUCAUCUCAAAACAUCAACAUAGAUUUUCUUUUCAUCACAUUGCUUGGCAGCUACAGUAUUUAUGAACAAUGAAAUAAAUUCUUUUAUUGAACAAUGA
Messenger RNA from Haliotis rufescens (red abalone), 2734 nucleotides. Its product is annotated as PHD finger protein 10-like. NCBI's taxonomy places the organism in Eukaryota, Metazoa, Mollusca, Gastropoda, Lepetellida, Haliotidae. Bases 21 to 2612 code for a protein of 863 amino acids. The record is from RefSeq and is a predicted model, not a curated record. The transcript is spliced from 14 exons. Gene Ontology annotation, cellular component: npBAF complex.